Messenger RNA from Saimiri boliviensis boliviensis (Bolivian squirrel monkey), 2862 nucleotides. It is a transcript of the gene IL12RB2, whose product is annotated as interleukin 12 receptor subunit beta 2. Gene Ontology annotation, molecular function: protein binding; cytokine receptor activity. Lineage: Eukaryota; Metazoa; Chordata; Mammalia; Primates; Cebidae. Gene Ontology annotation, cellular component: membrane. The record is from RefSeq and is a predicted model, not a curated record.
GGAAGAAUACAAAGUUCUAUACCAGAGUUGAUCGUUGAUGGCACGUAGAGGCUGCUCAUUGGCACUGAUUUUUAUAAUCAUGUGGCUGUUGAUUAAAGCAAAAAUAGAUGAGUGCAGGAGGGGCGAUGUGACUGUGACGCCUUCCCGUGUAAUUUUACUUGGAUCCACUGUCAAUAUUUCAUGCACUUUGAAGCCCAGACAAGGCUGUUUGAACGCUUCCAGACAUAACAAGUUAAUCCUGUACAAGUUUGACAGAAGAAUCAAUUUUCACCAUGGCCACUCCCUCAGUUCUCAAGUCACAGGUCUUCCCCUUGGUACAACCUUGUUUGUCUGCAAAUUGGCCUGUAUCAAUAGUGAUGAAGUUCAAAUAUGUGGAGCAGAGAUCUUAGUUGGUGUUGCUCCCGAGCAGCCUCACAACGUAUCCUGCAUACAGAAUGGAGAACAAGGGACUGUGGCCUGCACCUGGGACAGAGGACGAGACACCCACCUAUACACCGAGUACACUCUACAGUUAAGUGGACCAAAAAAUUUAACCUGGCAGAAGCAAUGUAAAGAUCAUUAUUGUGACUAUUUGGACUUUGGAAUCAACCUCACCCCUGAAUCACCUGAAUCCAAUUUCACAGCCAGGGUCACUGCUGUCAAUAGUCUUGGAAGCUCCUCUUCAUUUCCAUCCACAUUCACAUUCUUAGACAUAGUGAGGCCUCUUCCUCCGUGGGACAUUAGAAUCAACUUUCAAAAGGCUUCUGUGAGCAGAUGUACCAUUUAUUGGAGAGAUGAGGGACUGGUAAUGCUCAAUCGACUCAGAUAUCGACCCAGUAACAGCAGGCUCUGGAAUGUGGUUAAUGUUACAAAGGCCAAAGGAAGACAUGAUUUGCUGGAUCUGAAACCAUUUACAGAAUACGAAUUUCAGAUUUCCUCUAAACUACAUCUUUGCAAGGGAAGUUGGAGUGACUGGAGUGAAUCAUUGAGAGCACAAACACCAGAAGAAGAGCCUACUGGGAUGUUAGAUGUCUGGUACAUGAAACGGCACAUUGACUACAGUAGACAACAGAUUUCUCUUUUCUGGAAGAAUCUGAGCAUCUCAGAGGCAAGAGGAAAAAUUCUCCACUAUGAGGUGACCUUGCAGGAGCUGACAAGAGGGAAAGCCGUAACACAGAACAUCACAGGACACACCUCCUGGUCCAUAGUCAUUCCUAGAACCGGAAGUUGGACUGUGGCUGUGUCUGCAGCAAAUUCAAAAGGCAGUUCUCUGCCCACUCAUAUUAACAUAACAAACCUAUGUGGGGCAGGGUUGCUGGCUCCUCUCCAGGUCUCUGCAAACUCAGAGGGCAAGGACGGCAUUCGGGUGACUUGGCAGCCUCCCAGAAAAGCUCCUUCUGCUGUUCAGGAGUACGUGGUGGAAUGGAGAGAGCUCCAUCCAACGGGCGACACACAGGUCCCUCUGAACUGGCUGCGGAGUGCCCCCUACAAUGUGUCUGCUCUGAUUUCAGAGAAUGUAAAACCCUACGUCUGUUAUGAAAUCCAUGUGUAUGCACUCUCAGGGUAUCAAGGAGGAUGCAGUUCCACCCUGGGUAACUCUAAGCACGAAGCACCACUGAGUGGCCCCCACAUUAAUGCCAUCACAGAGGAAAAGGGGAGCGUUUUAAUUUCAUGGAACAGCAUUCCAGUCCAGGAACAAAUGGGCUGCCUCCUCCAAUACAGGAUAUAUUGGAAGGAACGGGACUCCAACUCCCAGCCGCAGUUCUGUGAAAUUCCCUAUAGAGUUUCCCAAAAUUCACAUCCAAUAAACAGCCUGCAGCCCCAAGUGACGUAUGUCCUGUGGAUGACAGCUCUGACAGCUGCUGGCGAAAGUUCCCAAGGAAAUGAGAGGGAAAUUUGUUUGCAAGGUAAAGCCAAUUGGAUGGCGUUUGUGGCACCAAGCAUUUGCAUUGCUAUCAUCGUGGUGGGCAUUUUCUCGACACAUUACUUCCGGCAAAAGGUAUUUGUUCUCCUAGAGUCCCUCAGACCUCAGUGGUGUAGCAGAGAAAUUCCAGAUCCAGCAAACAGCACUUGUACUAAGAAAUAUCCCAUCAUGGAGGAGAAGACACAGCUGCCCUUGGACAGGCUCCUGACAGACUGGCCCACUCCUGAAGACCCUGAACCCCUGGUCAUCAGUGAAGUCCUUCCUCAAGCGACCCCAGUCUUCAGACGUCCCCAUGGCUCCAACUGGCUACAAAGGGGCAAAGGAACCCAAGGUCACCAGACCUCUGAGAGAGACAUGAUGCCCAGUGCCUCAAGCCCACCACCUUCAAGAGCUCUCCCAGCUGAGAGGAGACAACUGGUAGAUCUGUACAAGGUGCUGGAGAGCAGGGGCCCUGACUCAAAGCCAGAAAACCCGGCCAGUCCCUGGACGGUGCUCCCGGCGGGCGACCUUCGCGCCCAGGAUGGCUACCUACCCUCCAACAUAGAUGAUCUCCCCGCACACGAGGUGCCUCUCUCUGACUCCCUGGAAGAACUGGAGCCUCAGCACAUCUCCCUUUCUGUUUUUCCCUCAAGUUCUCUUCACCCACUCACCUUCUCCUGUGGCGAUAAGCUGACUCUGGAUCAGUUAAAGAUGGGGUGUGACUCCCUCAUGCUCUGAGUGGUGAAGCUUGAAGCCUGGAAAGUCAGCUUGCCCCCAACCAGCACAGCCUGCCCCAACUCUCCCAGCCCCAACGCCAGCGGCUGUCAUCUCUGGGUUCCACCAUCAGUCUGCCUGCAGCUAGAGGACAGGCAAGCCAGCUCUGGGGGGUUCUUAGGAACUGGGAGUUGGUCUUCACACAGAUGCCUCGUCUUGCCUUUCCCAGGGCCUUAAGUUUACAGCCUUCACCAUGUGGACUUAGA